Molecule: messenger RNA, 1177 nt
Organism: Racocetra persica
Lineage: Eukaryota; Fungi; Glomeromycota; Glomeromycetes; Diversisporales; Gigasporaceae
Source: the annotation of a GenBank genome assembly
ACAAUUAUUACAAACAACAAGAAAGAAACGGUUACAGUUGUUAGUAAACAAUUAUUACAACGCUUUAAAGAAAGAAAUAGAAAUAUCAAAAGACUUAGAACAAUUAAAUGAUGGUGGAUAUUUCGACGAAAGAAUCACUGAAGUUAGAGAAGAAUAUUUGGAUUCUGAUAAUUCAAAAGAAAAAUUACAUAUUUUACGAAGAUCGAGAAUUAAUCGAUUAUUAGGAAGUGAAGAAGAUCAAAGAUAUGAUCUUAUAAGAGAUAUUAUUAAUAAUACGGAAAAUAUCGAAGAAAUAUCAGAUUCAUCAGAAAUAUUUGCAGAUAUUAAAAUAUUAAAUCAAACUUUAUUAACAGGAAAUCGUGAUAAAUCAGAACUAGAAAGAGAACGAAAAACUCAAUAUAACAAUGGGUUAUAUGAUAUUAUUAGUUCAGCUAUCAAAAUAGAAGAAGAUAUUGAUAAAUUACAAAAAGAAUGGCAAGAGGCUAUUGAAAACAAUCUUGAUCAAAAUUUUUUGACUGAAAGAUUAAAAAUAAAUCUUCAACAAAAUCGAUUAGAUAGAAUUAAAGAAUUAAAAGAAAAAGAAAAUGAUACUAAAACACCUAAAACACCAAAACGAUCUUUUGAUAAACAAAUUAAUUUUAUUAUUACUCAAUAUAAAAAAACAUUAUCUAACGUUGAUUUAUUAAAGUUUUUUCCUACAAGAAAAAAUAAAUCGGUCGUAAAAUUUAUUAAAGACGUAUAUGAUAAAAGUAAAGAUAAAAAAUCAUUGUUAGAAGUACUUUAUUUGAAUUGGGUUCUUGGUAAAGAUAAAAAAUAUUUAUUGAACAAGAAAUUUACAAGAAAGAAGAUAAAUGAAGUAAAUAAUUUAGUAAAAGAUAUUAAUAAUUAUCUUUAUGAAGAACCACCUGAAUUUUCUUGGGAUAAUCCUUUACGUAUGGAUCAAGAGAAGAUUGAUAUAAUUAAAAGUGUUGAUUUAGUGAUGAUUGAAUAUAAAAAAUCAUUAGCUAAUAUUUUAGAAAUUACAGAAGAAAAUACUAAUACGAUACAAGAUUCUCUAAAUCAGUUAGGUUUAUUAUAUGAAACUGGACAUGAUAAAAAAAAUUUUUUAAAUACAAUCACUGAAGUACUAGUAAAUGGAAAAGAUGUGGAAGAAAUUAAUGAUAAUAAUAUAAAAGAA